Messenger RNA from Peniophora sp. CBMAI 1063, 1326 nucleotides. NCBI's taxonomy places the organism in Eukaryota, Fungi, Basidiomycota, Agaricomycetes, Russulales, Peniophoraceae. The record is from the annotation of a GenBank genome assembly.
AUGGCCAAUGCACUCGACAUCCCUUUCAAGGUUAUCGAGACCGUCUACCGCUCCGGACGUGGCGAUAACAUCGGUCUCAAGUGCGAGUGGGCGCCCUACUCUGGUGACAUCACCUCACGACCACGAUACGUCUUUGUCAAAACCAACGGUCCGGAUCAGAGCGCCGGUCAUCCAUUGGCACAUGAGAUCGAAGUCCAUCGCGCACUGUCCGGGGCUCCAGGAGUAGUGCCCUUCCUGGGUGUGCAGGCGUACCAAGAAUCGCCCGAACGCAUCAUGACUGAAUAUUCUCCGCAUGGUGACCUGGAGGAUUUGGUCAGUCGCUUUGGUCCUUUAGGUGAAAGCCAUGCACGCCUGGUCAUGCAACAGCUCCUACAAGGACUUGAGGCCAUCCACCGACGUUUCUACGUACAUAUGGAUAUCAAACCGGCGAAUUGGCUGAUCAGAGAAAACAUGCCAUCCGGUUUAUUCGGUGGAAUCAUCGACUUUGGGUGUUCGCUGUCUUUUCGAACGGUCAGCGGGAAGAUUGUUCCCAAGGGCAGGGGCACACCCGGGUUUAUUGCACCAGAGAUCGACUAUGGUCUGAGCCUAGUGCUGCCGGAUCGUGUGGACAUCUACAGUGCAGGUUGCUUUUUGUUCUUCAUUCUAACAGGUCAGUUCGCGUAUGAGCCCUCCGACGACGCUCCAUGUCGCCUUCACAACUAUCAUGCAAUGAAUCAUGUAUGUUCUCCUCAGGGUGUGUACCGUAACGUGUCGCUUGAGAACCGGUGGAUGAAUCGUCACACAGGGCUGGAUUUUCUCCUGCGCUUGCUACAUCAAGACCCGCUAGUCAGGCCAACGGCCAGCCAGGCCCUCAUGCAUCCGUGGUUCGCGCUUCUCCUCGAGGAGCAUGACGCCGUCGCCCUAUCUUACCCUCCUGCUCCGCGCCCGUACAUGAUGGCGGCAAGAACGGCACAUUACCCAGCGGUGCCAUCGGGUGCGGCGAUUGCGGCGGGUUCACCUCAGCAUGCUGCGACGCUAACAGAUACAGCUCCAACGACGAACGGAACUGGAAUCUCAGAGGUUCAGCCUAUCUGCGACGAAAUGACGGGCAAUGCAGACCAGACAGCAGAAGUUGCCAGCACGAUUGACGAAACUACAUUCCACAACUCCAUAAUUGACGCAGACUGGGUCGAUGAAGCCGGCCUCAAGACUGACAGCGGCAGCAAGAAAAGGCAUCGCAAACUUAGGUCACAUGGCGUGGUACACAAGAAUCAGGUUCAGCUCGAAGUCAUGAUGGCCAGAAUGCUCAGGAAGCGGCGCCAGAGGCGAUUGGGGCGCAAACAAUGA